UUUCUUUUCUUCUUUUCUUAAACAGCUCUCACAACUGAUCAAAACUCUUCCUCCCUUCUUUCUGGCUGCAUACACACUCUGGAAAUAUCGUUUCUUGGGUGUAUCUCAUUAUUCAUUGUCAUAAUCUUUCUCGGCUUCCAAUCAAUUUCCAUAAGCUCGUUUUUCGUCAAUUAAUCAUCUCAGCAACAUACCUCAUUAAUUAAGGACACAGCCAUUUACUGCUUUGAUUUCGUUAUCACCAACUAGUUCACUUAUUCACAAUCAGUUUGAGCCUCUAAUGCAACUACUAUGCACGGUACAACUCUUUAAUCUCCUUCUCUUCGUAGUUCCUACUCUGAUUAUUAUUAUUAAAUUUUGACUUUAUAAAUAUUAUAGCACAAAAACAAACUUCGAAUCAUGACAAUUUAUAUAUUUUUGCAUGCUUAAAUGAAUACAAAUGUAUGUAUGAAUAAUCGAAAGGGUCAAUUGCAAAUUCCCAUAAUUUGAUUUGGAUAAUGGUUUAUCGUCGUAAGAAAACAAAAAAACUCAAUACAAUUUUCAUUUUAUUACUGCGAUUGAAACGUUGCUUUUCCCCAGCUACGAAAUGCUUGAAUAUGUAUGAAUGAAAUUUUUAAAACAAUAAUGCUCUUGAACGAUAUUUUUUCAUACAAGUGUCGAGUAGUAUCCGAGUAUUUUUGGCAUUGUUUCUACUUGGCAUUACUGUGUUACAAUAUUUUCAAUAACGAGUCACUUCAAAUUCAAAACACUCACAUUACAUAUGAAUGAUCAUGAACUAUUACAACGCCAGUGAUAUAUUUAAGGGUUGAAAAUAGAGAUCAGAACAUGCAUAGGUUCGCAUGUUACGGCCCGUUGUUAGUUCCAAGAGUACAUUCGAAUGUAAACAUACAGAAAAAAUUCCUCUGAACAUAGCAUAAACCUUCAUUCAAACUCUUUUUUAACAAGUAAAGUUAAAGCUAAGUUUUUCAAAACAGCAAUUUUACUUAGGCUUUUUUAAUCGAGAACGUUAGACAAACCCCUUUAUAAGCGGCUGUUUUACAAAGAACUGGACUUCCAAAACCACAGGAAGUAAUUGACGUUGAGCAGAAAGACUCGUUGUUUACAAUGGAGUCAUAAAAAGCAAAUCGCUGUCUGAAAACAGAAGAUCCUGUCCAAGCACAAAUAAGACCCCGUCCACACGUAUUGCGGAUAGGCCUUUCGUCCACACGCAUCCGAAUAUUUCAGAGAGUUAUCCGGAAACUUUUGAAUCCGCUCUCUAGAGUGAAAAUUUUUGUAUCCGCAAACAAUUUGGAUGCGUGUGGACGGUAAAUCCGGAUAUUUUUGUAACCAGAAUUGCCUAGCAACUGUUAUAGCGCAAAUUUUCAACAUGGUGGCCACUAAUACAGUUACCAUUGCUCUUUUACUUGGACUUAUUUCCAGUCUUGUAACGUGUGUUCAGUUGACCUUAGCAAUUUUUUCUGUACACUUCAACUAUUGCAAACGCAAGCUUGAUAUCCUCAGGCUUAUUUCCAUGUCUGAUGCACGGAUCAGACGCUAUAAACAAGUAAAACGAGCAGGAAAACAAUUUCGUCGUCGAAGAUUUUGGGUCCGACCAGGACGUACAAGCGCUUGGUGGGACAAUUUUGUCAGGCAAACUGUGAUAGAAGAAGAAUGGCGUGAAAAUUUUCGCAUGAGUCGACGUUCUCUCCACGAAUUAGCUGACGAACUUAGACCAUACAUAGAAGGCAAGACAACAAUAAUGCAUUUCCCAGUAGAUGUGGUUAAGCAGGUAGCGGUCACAUUCUAUUACUUAAGUGACGAGGGACGUAUGCGAAAAACAGCGAAUGCCUUUGGAUUAUCGCGUCAAGUUGUAUCCAAAAUAAUUCGUAAGGUGUGUAAAGCUAUCACGAUUCGACUUGGACCUAAAUAUAUUAAACUGCCAUUCACAAAAGAAGAUGUUGAGAGGCAUAUCAGGAACUUCCACAGAUUGCACGGCUUUCCUCAAUGUUUGGGCGCAAUUGACGGUACGCAUAUCGAAAUUAGGCAACCAGCAUGUAAUUCCACAGAUUUCAUAAAUAGAAAAGGACGGUAUACAUUAAAUGUUCAAGCUGCAUGUGACUAUAAGUAUUGCUUUAUGGACGUCGUCGUCAAGUGGCCGGGGAGUGUUCACGAUGCCCGAGUAUUUUCCAACUCAAAGUUAAAUUAUUUUCUUAAGAGUAGGGAAAUACCUCCAUGCCCACGACAAAUACUUUCAGAUGAGAAUCCCAUUCCAGUAUUCCUGUUAGGAGAUCCAGCCUAUCCCCUUAUGCCAUACCUCAUGAAGGAAUACUCAAAUGGAGGUUCAACAGUUCAGGAGCAAUAUUUUGGUAUGACCCUUUGCCAAUCAAGAAUGGUGAUUGAAUGCGCAUUUGGUCGUCUAAAAGCAAGGUUUGGGGCUUUGAAGAGGGCAAUGGACAUAAACAUUAAAGAUAUCUCUACUGUUGUCUAUGCAUGUUUUGUCCUUCACAACUUUUGUGAAGUUCACAAAGAGAUUAUUGGAGAAGACAAAGUUUGUUCAGCUAUUGAUUAUGAUAGCCACUUUCAGCCAGCACCUAGUCACAACAACUACAGAACAGAUUGUAAUGAAGCUGAAGGAAAGAAAACAAGGAGAGUUCUCACAAAUUAUUUUGACCCUUAAAAUUAUACAGUGUUCACUCAGCCAGAUUACAUGAUGUGCUAUCUCUUGUAACUUGAAGCAAAAUUCUACAUGUUAAUAAGAGAAAGAGUUAAGUUGAUGAAUAUGCAUUAGUAUAAAUUCAUUAGCACAAUGCAAAAAACUGCUUUUUAGCUGAUUUUACAUUACUCAAUUAAAAGCAAAUUAAUGUUUCAAGUUGCAUCAAAAAUAGCAUCAUGUUGCAGGCCUUUAUGUAGCUAAUAACUUUCGUUGUUUUGUCAACUUUUACUGUAAUUUUUCUGUUUGAAUUGUUUCAUCAACACUUAGAGUGAGAAACUUACCAUAAACUUCUGGUUGAAUUUGCUCCAUAAAUGUACAGUUAAUUAUAUCAUCAGAGUGCAUGCAAAAUACUAGUAACAAUUCAAUAUACCAGCAAUAAUUAAAUAUACCAAUAAUAUUUUAUAACCUUAUAUAUCAUUUACAGUAUGCAUCAUCUUUAAUAAGAUGUAUUAUAAACUUUGAACAAAACCAACAAUAUUUUCAAUGUCAUAAAUCUCAAGAAAUUAAUAAUAUCUAAUAUAUAAC
Messenger RNA from Xenia sp. Carnegie-2017, 3214 nucleotides. RefSeq names its product putative nuclease HARBI1. The coding region runs from base 1289 to 2653 and encodes 454 amino acids. The transcript has a single exon. Lineage: Eukaryota; Metazoa; Cnidaria; Anthozoa; Malacalcyonacea; Xeniidae. The record is from RefSeq and is a predicted model, not a curated record.